This is a messenger RNA of Ananas comosus (pineapple), 2160 nucleotides long. RefSeq names its product formate--tetrahydrofolate ligase. NCBI's taxonomy places the organism in Eukaryota, Viridiplantae, Streptophyta, Magnoliopsida, Poales, Bromeliaceae. Gene Ontology annotation, molecular function: ATP binding; formate-tetrahydrofolate ligase activity. The coding region runs from base 83 to 1999 and encodes 638 amino acids. The transcript is spliced from 5 exons. The record is from RefSeq and is a predicted model, not a curated record.
UCGACGUCGUCGUCGUUUUCCUCCUCCUCCCAUUAUCACUCCCGUAGAGAGAGAAAGAAGAGAGAGAGAGAGAGAGAGAUCCAUGGCGAUGAGCUCGUCGAAGACGAUACGGAGGCUGGAGGUGGUCUCCCCCGUCCCCGCCGACAUCGACAUCGCCAACUCCGUCGAGCCCCUCCCCAUCUCCGACAUCGCCCAAGCCCUAAACCUCGGCCCCAAGCACUACGAUCUCUACGGCAAAUACAAAGCCAAGGUGCUUCUGUCGGUUCUCGAUGAGCUCGAAGGAGCCGAGGAUGGGUACUAUGUUGUGGUGGGAGGGAUCACUCCAACCCCGCUUGGAGAAGGGAAAUCGACUACUACGGUGGGGCUUUGCCAAGCUCUGGGAGCUUUCCUUGAUAAAAAGGUUUUUACUUGCCUUCGCCAACCGUCACAAGGACCCACUUUUGGAAUUAAAGGCGGUGCUGCUGGCGGCGGAUACAGUCAAGUCAUUCCCAUGGAUGAGUUCAAUCUUCAUCUAACAGGCGAUAUUCAUGCAAUUACAGCUGCAAAUAACCUUCUCGCAGCCGCUAUUGAUACCCGUAUUUUCCAUGAGGCAUCUCAAUCAGAUAAAGCUCUCUUCAACCGAUUAUGCCCACCUAACAAAGAAGGUAAGCGCACCUUCGCCGACAUUAUGCAUAGGCGUCUCAAGAAGCUUGGUAUAGCAAAGACCAAUCCUGAUGAGCUCACACCUGAGGAAAUAAAGAGAUUUGCCAGACUUGAUAUUGACCCAGAAUCUAUUACUUGGAGACGAGUCAUGGAUGUAAAUGACCGUUUCUUAAGAAAAAUUACCGUUGGGCAAGGCCCAGAAGAAAAGGGAAUGGUGAGAGAAACAGGGUUUGAUAUAUCAGUAGCCAGUGAGAUAAUGGCUGUAUUAGCUCUUACGACUUCACUUGCAGACAUGAGGGAAAGGCUUGGUAGAAUGGUUAUAGGAAAUAGUAAGGCUGGCGAACCAAUAACAGCUGAUGAUCUUGGUUUAGGAGGUGCCUUGACCGUAUUAAUGAAAGAUGCGAUUAACCCCACUUUAAUGCAAACCCUAGAAGGAACCCCAGUUUUAGUCCAUGCUGGCCCUUUUGCCAACAUUGCCCAUGGGAACUCCUCGAUAGUAGCUGAUAAAAUCGCACUUAAGCUUGUUGGAAAAUCGGGUUUUGUAGUCACGGAAGCAGGUUUUGGUGCUGAUAUUGGAACUGAAAAGUUCAUGAAUAUAAAAUGUCGGUAUAGUGGUUUGGUGCCGCAAUGUGCUGUUAUCGUGGCGACGAUAAGGGCGCUUAAAAUGCAUGGGGGUGGGCCCGAGGUUGCGGCAGGGAAGCCCUUAGAUCAUGCUUACUUGGCUGAGAAUGUGACUCUCGUUGAAGCUGGAUGUGUCAAUCUAGCCAGGCACAUUGCCAAUACAAAGGCUUAUGGAGUUAAUGUUGUGGUUGCGAUUAAUAAGUUUGCAUCCGAUACUGAAGCAGAAAUGAGUGUUGUGAGAACUGCGGCUUUGGCAGCUGGUGCUUUUGAUGCAGUUGUUUGCACUCACCAUGCGCAUGGUGGAAAGGGAGCGGUUGACCUUGGAAUUGCUGUUCAAAGAGCAUGUGAGAGUGUGACACAACUUCUGAGAUUCUUGUAUCCUUUGGAAUUUAGUAUCAAGGAAAAGAUUGAGGCAAUUGCCAAGUCUUAUGGAGCCAGUGGCGUUGAAUACUCAGAACAGGCUGAGAAGCAGAUUGAGAUGUACAGUAGGCAAGGCUUCUCAGGUUUGCCGAUUUGCAUGGCGAAAACCCAGUACUCAUUCUCUCACAUCCCAUCUCAAAAGGGUGCUCCCACUGGUUUUGUUUUACCAAUAAGGGACGUGAGGGCCAGCAUCGGAGCAGGCUUCAUAUAUCCACUCGUUGGAACGAUGAGCACGAUGCCUGGUCUCCCAACCCGACCUUGUUUCUUUGACAUUGACAUCGAUAUAGCCACUGGAAAGGUUCUUGGCCUCUCUUAGACUUUUGAAUCUUGUAUUGUUGUUUACUCUCCUGCUGGAUCCUCAAAAACUUCCUCUUGUUUGUAGGCAUUGAGCUGAAUAAUAUCCUUCCUGUAUUGUUGUUUUGUAAUUGUUGAAUAUUAAUUUAUGAAUAAUAUCUUUUGUACUCCAUGUUUAUGAUC